CCCGCAGGACCCCGAGGCUCACACGGACUGCCCGGCGCGGCGCCCGCAGGACCCCAGCAGCUGCCCAUGCCGAGGUGAGUCUGCGGUUGCAGCCGCUGCCGUCCGGUCCUCGUCGCGUCCCCGCCGCUGCUCUGCGCGGCCUCUGCCGCCAUCCAGGAUGUUGGAAGAAGCGGGAGAGGUGUUGGAGAACAUGCUAAAGGCAUCGUGCCUGCCGCUCGGAUUCAUCGUCUUCUUGCCUGCUGUGUUGCUGCUCGUGGCGCCUCCGCUGCCCGCCGCCGACGCCGCGCACGAGUUCACGGUGUACCGCAUGCAGCAGUACGACCUGCAGGGCCAGCCCUACGGCACGCGGAAUGCAGUGCUCAACACGGAGGCGCGCACGGUGGACGCAGAUGUGCUGAGCCGUCGCUGCGUGCUCAUGCGGCUAGUAGACUUUUCCUACGCACAGUACCAGAAGGCGCUGCGGCAGUCGGCAGGCGCCGUGGUCAUCAUCCUGCCGAGGGCCAUGGCCGCGGUGCCCCAGGACGUCGUCCGGCAAUUUAUGGAGAUCGAGCCCGAGAUGCUGGCCAUGGAGACCAUUGUCCCUGUGUACUUCGCCGUGGAGGACGAGGCCUUGCUGUCCAUCUACGAGCAAACCCAGGCUGCCUCCACCUCCCAGGGCUCAGCCUCUGCAGCUGAAGUGCUGCUGCACACGGCCACUGCCAAUGGCUUCCAAAUGGUCACCAGCGGGGUCCAGAGCAAGGCUGUCAGUGACUGGCUGAUCACCAGUGUGGAGGGGCGGCUGACGGGGCUGGGCGGAGAGGAUCUCCCCACCAUCGUCAUUGUGGCCCACUAUGAUGCCUUCGGAGUGGCCCCGUGGCUGUCACUGGGCGCAGAUUCCAAUGGGAGUGGUGUCUCCGUGCUGCUGGAGCUGGCGCGCCUCUUCUCCCGGCUCUACACCUACAAGCGCACCCAUGCUGCGUACAACCUCCUGUUCUUUGCUUCGGGUGGGGGCAAGUUCAACUACCAGGGCACCAAGCGCUGGCUGGAGGACAACUUGGACCACACAGACUCGAGCCUGCUACAAGACAACGUGGCCUUUGUCCUGUGCCUGGACACCGUGGGCCGGGGCAGCAGCCUGCACCUUCACGUAUCCAAGCCGCCGAGGGAGGGGACGCUGCAGUAUGCUUUCCUGCGGGAACUUGAGACGGUGGCUACCCACCAGUUCCCGGAGGUGCGCUUCUCCAUGGUGCACAAGAAGAUCAACCUGGCAGAUGACGUGCUGGCUUGGGAGCACGAGCGCUUCGCUAUCCGCAGGCUGCCGGCCUUCACCCUGUCCCACCUGGAGAGCCACCGGGAUGAGCAGCGCAGCAGCAUCAUGGAUGUGCGUUCCCGCGUGGACUCGAAGACACUGACACGCAACACAAGGAUCAUCGCUGAGGCCCUGACACGGGUCAUCUACAAUCUGACGGAGAAGGGGACACCGCCGGACAUGCCAGUGUUCACGGAGCAGAUGCAGGUCCAGCAGGAGCAGCUGGACUCGGUGAUGGACUGGCUAACCAACCAGCCACGGGCUGCCCAGCUGCUGGACAAGGACGGCACGUUUCUCAGCACGCUGGAGCACUUCCUGAGCCGCUAUCUCAAGGAUGUGCGGCAGCACCACGUCAGGGCCGACAAGCGGGACCCUGAGUUUGUCUUCUAUGACCAGCUGAAGCAAGUGAUGAACGCCUACAGGGUCAAGCCGGCUAUCUUCGACCUGCUGCUGGCCGUGUGCAUCGGUGCCUACCUGGGCAUGGCCUACACGGCAGUGCAGCACUUCGGCCUGCUCUACAAGACAGUGCAGAGGCUGCUGGUUAAGGCCAAGACACAGUGACGGCCCCACCUCCACUGCCCCAGGUACCUGCGGGUCACGGAGCCUCAUCCCCUGCGGCGACUGCAGUGCUGACCAUAGAGGUUUCUGUGUUGCUGCCUUGGACUUGGGGGUGUUUGGUUUGCUUUGGGUUUUCUUCCUUUUCCUGAACUUCCUUGGAGGAGAGCCAGGCAGAGGCCUGUGGCCACCUCUAACUUGGGGACAAAUCGGAGGAGCCCUGGCCCAGGAACCCUCAGAGAUAGGUGCGUGUGUGCCUGCGGAGAUGGCACCUGCGUGCACUGGCCCCACAGUGGGCCCCUUCCUGGUCCCUGUGCUGCGCCUGUGUAUUUAACUGGUCACCGUCCUCGUCCUCCAGCCUGAGGGCAGCACAGCCUCCGGGCACCUGGAUUCUCUCCUCUGGGCCUGGGCUGUCUCCGCAGCUGCCUGCAGGCUUGCAGGGAGGGCAGUGCCACCCUGUUGCUCUCACUGAGCCGCCACUCCCAAGGGCCGGGCCGCUGCCAGUGCCCUGCGUCUCCCUAGCCCUGCUCAUGUUGCCACUCCCUGGCCCCCAGGCUGUGCCUCACCGUCCCCCUGGCUGUCCCCUCUGCGUUUUGCAGCCCUCAGCCACCUGCCAGAGCUGGUCCCCAGCUGCCACCCCGCAGUCCCCACUUGGCCACCCUUGGCCUCCACUCCCUGAGGCUCCAGCCUUGGUUUCCACCUUUGUGAAGGAGGAUGUGUUCUGGGAGGAGCCGGCCCCUCUCGUCCCUUCGCUGGAAGAGUCCAGAUCAGGGAACAAGAGUGAUGGAGAAGGCACGGCCUGGACCCACGGGCGGGUGGGAGGCCAGAGGGUGGUGUAGAUCUCAGGGAGACCAAGUGUAUUGGUUUCUUAGCAAUAUAAUCAACGGAGCGCUCCCCGCGCCUGCCCCCACAGCUCAGUUCAGCCCUCCCUGGCUUGGUGUGUGGCUCUGGAUGCUGACUCUAGGCUGCUGCUCUUGGGACCCUGUGUCCUAGGACGGACAGUGACUUCUGUCUAGCUGGCUUCUCUGAGGCCCAGCAUGGGCCCCACUCCCUGGAGCCUGACCCUGCACCUAGCCUGCCUGCCUCAAGGAAAGGGGCCCCACCUGGAGGGACUGGGAGUGCCUCGGAGCCACCCAGCCCUUGGGGGGCAUCUGCACUGUCCAGGUUGUGGUUUCUGUUCGAACCCCUCACCCCUCCCUGGCAGGGCUGCUGGGUCCCAGGCUGGCUGGGUUUGCCCUUGCCAGUCAGAAAAUAAAGCCAUACUGAAC
Octodon degus (degu) is the source of this 3111-nucleotide messenger RNA. RefSeq names its product nicalin (gene Ncln). Gene Ontology annotation, biological process: regulation of signal transduction. The record is from RefSeq and is a predicted model, not a curated record. The transcript is spliced from 15 exons. NCBI's taxonomy places the organism in Eukaryota, Metazoa, Chordata, Mammalia, Rodentia, Octodontidae. Bases 158 to 1849 code for a protein of 563 amino acids. Gene Ontology annotation, cellular component: endoplasmic reticulum membrane.